GUCCUGAGCUGGGCUGUGGUCACAGGGCUGAAGACGGGCAGGAGAGAUGUGUCAGAAAGGUGUUGCAAGAGCAGCUGUCCCCCUGUGUCCCAGCCCUGUGCCUCCCUCUCCUCUGGAUUAUCCCCAAGAGCCUCGUAACUGCUUUCUUGUUGCCACACGUCUCCCUUGGUUUAGUCUUAAAAAGCAUCCAGAUCCUAAAGAUCUCUUUAAAGCAUAAGGUACAUUGUAGCCCCUUCCUCCUCAAAAUCUCCCAAAGGCAGGUCUCCCAAUCAGAGAGACAAAUCCUUCCAGUGGCCCUCAAGGCCCCCCAUGACCCUGCCUCCUCAUUAUCUCUCUGACUUCCUGUCCUUCCUCCCACCUUGCUUACUCUGCUAUUCCACCAAUACCUCGGGCACACAUGCCCCAGGGCCUUUGCACUCACUGAUUUCCCUCCCUGGACACACUACCCGCCCCCCCACCCAAGGUAGCCCUAAGGCUUGCCCCCUCACUUCCUUCAGGUCUGUCGGCUUUUCAGAGAGGCCAUCCCUUGCUGGUCUAUGUAAAGUAGCACCCCUGCCCCGGUCCUCCAGUCCACUGUUCCUGCUGUAUUUCUCAACCCAGCACAUGUUAUCGCUUACUGUAUUUCUUUAUCCGUUAAUUUUCUCCGCUAGGAUUUCAGCUCCAUGAAGCUGAAGAGUAUCUGCUUUGUUCACUGCUGUCUGUGUUUCCAGACCUUGGAGUGGGGGGUGGCACAUAGUAGGUGUUCAAGCAUUUGUUGAAUGAAGGACCAGGGUGCUCUGUGUGAUGCCGAGGGCUGGCUGGGUUUCUUUCCAGGAAGACUUUUUGGUAUCAGCUCGAGCAGGAACUCUCUUAUCUGUGAAUUAUCAGCCCCUUGGCCUUAUUAUCUGCCUGCGCUCUUGGCCUGACACCAAGGGGCAGGUGGCCCUGAAAUACUCUGUCUAGAGAGGCCGAUGCUGGCCAUGAACAGAACUGGUGCUGGAGAAACCAGAUUUGGAAGGUCUUUCUAGAAGGAUCCUUAGAGAUGGUCUUUUCCAAGCUCUUUAUUUUACAGGUGGAGAAAUUGAGGCUCAGAAAUGGUGGGGGAGGCCGUACCCCAAGAUCACAGAGCAAGUGUGUAGAAGAUAGAAACCAGGUCCCUUGCUCAGGAGAGAGAGAGUAUGUGUGAGCGAGAGAGGAGCAGAGAGAGAGGGAGAGAGAAUCCCAAACAGACUCUCCGCCAACAGCACAGAGCCCCAUGUGGGGCUCAAUCCCACAAACCGUGAGAUCAGGACCUGAGCCGAGAUCAAGAGCCAGAUGCUUAACUAACUGAGCCCCCCAGGCCAGAGUUUCUAAAUGCCUUUUCCAUGGGCAUUGCAUUUGCAGGUGUGAUUUUUUUUUUUUUCACAGAGUGGAAGGUUUAAUAUUGUUAAGAUACAAUUCUCCCCAAAUUGGCGUACGGAUUCAGUGCAAUCCCCAUCAAAAUCCCAGCAGUUUUUGGUAGAGAUUGAUCAGCUGAUUCUAAAAUUGACACAGAAGUAUGAAGGACCUAUCGUGGCCAAAACAAUUCUUAAAAAAAGGACAAAGGGUGGGAGGGAUACCUGAUUUCGAGACUUAACAUAAAGCUGCAGUUAUGAAGUCCGUGUGGUCUUAGCAUAAGGGUAGACCUGUCAUUCAAUUAGCAGAAUAUGGAGUCCAGAAUCAGACUCCCGCUUAAACAGCAGAUUGAUUUUUGACCAGAGUGCCAAGGUAAUUCAGUGUGGGAGCAGACAUUUCCGGACUAGCGCUGGAAAAACUAACUACCCCUACGGAAAACAAUGAGCCGCAGUCUUCCCUCAUACCACACACAGAAAUUAACCGAGAAUGUAGCCUAAACCUAAGUGCUAAAGGCACCAGUUUUGCUUAAAGCCGGGCAUGAUUUUAUCCGAUGAAGAGUUUUCUGCUACCUGUUCCUCUGUGAUCUCGGGGCAGAGCAAGCGACCGACGCAGAAAGCUCACCACGCCCUGCCACCGGGGCACUGCAGGGGGUCCUGGCAGGUGCAUGUGUGGACAUGCCAAGACAGCAAAGGUGUAGGAAUCCAGACUCGUGGUGGCUUGUGUUGCCUGAACUGAGCAGAAAGCUCGGGGACGGUGACUUCACCCUAUGCUCCUGAGAAGCCAACCCCAGGCAGCCCGAUCUUCAGUCCAGCCUCCAGUGCAGAGGGGCAGUGACCCUGGCAGGGAGGGAUGGCCUCGGGAAGAGAGGAGAGGUCUAAGACUUGGGGGCAGAUCUCCCUAGGUGGAAAUCGUGUCUCCCAGGCUUUGGGAAGGUGGCCUUUCCUCUCUCGGGACCCGUGAACACUCAGGUACUUUAAUAUGAAAAGUCAAAGGCGUGUGACCUUAAUUUGUACCCACAGAUGGUGAGGCAGGACGUGUCAAUUACACUUUCUACCAGCUGUAAUCUGUAUCCACACAUGGCUUACAGUUUGCAAAAGGCAUUUCCCUGGUCAGUUACCGUAUCUGAUCUUGGCUUUGUGGGCCAUUUAGGGAUCAUUUACUCACUCGUUCAGAAUAUAUGUAUUUAUCUAUCUACAUCUAUCUACCUAUAUAUCGAGCCCCCGCUUUGUGCUAGCGUCCGUGCUGGCCACGACGGGGACGCAACAAUGAGUGACAGCAGACUUGGUCCCUGCCCUCUGGGAGCUGACAUUGGUUUUCAUGGCAUCAAUGUGUAAUCAGUGCCUUCGAGAAAGACCUUGGGUUGUUUUUCAUCGUUUGCAAUCGAGAACCAACCUGUGACCUGUACAAAUGGCACUUAUCUACGGAUAAAUUCACAGACUGGGAUGGCGUGGCGAAAGGGUUUCGCUGGGUGUCAUUCAGUUGCCCUCCACCACUGGACUGGUACCAUCUGGCAUGCCUCCCGGCCAUGUGCGAGAUGCCUGUUUGCUCACAGCCUGGCCAGAAGAACGUGUUGUCGAAGUUUUGGAUUUUUGCCAAUCUGACAGAUGGAUUUGUGGACGCGGAGAGCUUGUGGAAGGGCCGUGUUCCUGUUGGCAGAGAAGACCAGCCAGUUCCCGCUGGAGGCUCCUGGUGUCAUCUGGGGAGAACAUGUCCAGGCCCCCUGACUGCCUGCUGCGGCUGCUCCGGGGAGCCCCGAGGCAGCGGGUCUGCACCCUGUUUAUCAUCAGCUUCAAGUUCACGUUUUUCGUCUCCGUCAUGAUCUACUGGCACAUCGCGGGAGAGCCCGGCGGCCAGAGGGAGUUCUCUAACCUGCCUGCCGACGUCCCCUGCCCCCGACUGGUGCCCCCUACGCCGAUCUCCAGCACCCCGCCUCCGGGCAACAUCUUCUUCCUGGAGACCUCAGACCGGACCAGCCCCAACUUCCUAUUCAUGUGCUCCGUGGAGUCGGCGGCCAGGGCUCACCCCGAGUCCCGGGUGGUGGUCCUGAUGAAGGGGCUGCCCGGCGGGAACGCCUCCCUGCCCCGGCACCUGGGGCUCUCGCUUCUGGGCUGCUUCCCCAACGUCCACGUGCUCCCGCUGGACCUGGAAGAGCUGUUCCGGGACACGCCGCUGGCGGCCUGGUACGCGGCCAGGCGACGCCGGUGGGAGCCUUACCUGCUGCCCGUGCUCUCCGAUGCCUCCAGGAUCGCGCUCAUGUGGAAGUUCGGGGGCAUCUACCUGGACACGGACUUCAUCGUCCUCAAGAGCCUGCGGAAUCUGACCAACACGCUGGGCACUCAGUCCCGCUACGUCCUCAACGGGGCCUUCCUGGCCUUCGAGCGCCACCACGAGUUCAUGGCGCUGUGCAUGCGAGACUUCGUGGCCCACUACAACGGCUGGAUCUGGGGCCACCAGGGCCCGCAGCUGCUCACGCGGGUCUUCAAGAAGUGGUGCUCCGUCCGCAGCCUGGGUGACAGCCACGCCUGCCGCGGGGUCACCGCCCUGCCCUGUGAGGCCUUCUACCCCAUCCCCUGGCAGCACUGGAAGAAGUACUUCGAGGACAUCAGCCCCCAGGAGCUGCACCGGCUGCUCAACGCCACCUACGCCGUCCACGUGUGGAACAGGAAGAGCCAGGGCACCCGCUUCAAGGCCACGUCCAGGGCACUGCUGGCCCAGCUCCAUGCCCGCUACUGCCCCACGACACACGAGGCCAUGAAGAUGUACUUGUGAGGGCCCUGCCGGCCACCCCCCCACCCUGCGCCCCACCUGGGCGUCCUGAUGGAGAGGGGCACCCGGUCACCUUUCCCCGGGGGAGGCGAGACAGGGCGGGGGG
Messenger RNA from Neofelis nebulosa (Clouded leopard), 4225 nucleotides. RefSeq names its product alpha 1,4-galactosyltransferase (P blood group) (gene A4GALT). The record is from RefSeq and is a predicted model, not a curated record. Gene Ontology annotation, biological process: protein O-linked glycosylation. The coding region runs from base 2866 to 4122 and encodes 418 amino acids. The transcript is spliced from 4 exons. NCBI's taxonomy places the organism in Eukaryota, Metazoa, Chordata, Mammalia, Carnivora, Felidae. Gene Ontology annotation, molecular function: acetylglucosaminyltransferase activity.